Messenger RNA from Bipolaris victoriae FI3, 252 nucleotides. RefSeq lists its product as hypothetical. The transcript has a single exon. NCBI's taxonomy places the organism in Eukaryota, Fungi, Ascomycota, Dothideomycetes, Pleosporales, Pleosporaceae. The annotation marks the transcript as partial. The record is from RefSeq and is a predicted model, not a curated record.
CCCAUGGUGCCAUCUCAUUCCACAAGCGCGCGCCCCCCCCAUUCCCCGACGCAGGGUGCCUUCCAAGGGUCUCCCCCCCCACUUGCCAUGUGUCCGUCCUGUUGUUCGUUGCCACUUUCCGCCCUUCCCCCGUUCACCAAAAAUAACGUUUUCCAACACUUUCCUCCUCUUCUUUCUGCUUUGCAGCCAUGUAGAGAGAAAGAAAAAAAAUCCCCAACAAGAAGAAAUAAAGGAUUUGAACGUACCGGUUGA